Messenger RNA from Dictyostelium purpureum, 707 nucleotides. RefSeq lists its product as uncharacterized. The transcript is spliced from 3 exons. The record is from RefSeq and is a predicted model, not a curated record. Lineage: Eukaryota; Evosea; Eumycetozoa; Dictyosteliales; Dictyosteliaceae. Gene Ontology annotation, cellular component: Golgi apparatus. Bases 1 to 477 code for a protein of 158 amino acids.
AUGUCAAGUACCAACAGUAAUAUUAAACUCCAACCAUGGGGAGAAUUUGCAGAUUUUAACAGAUUUGGUGUUCCAGGAAAUCAAAUCAAAGAAAGAAUUGAAGACAAUUUAAACUUUUAUUCUGGUAAUUACUUAUUCAUUGUUGGUGCAGUUAUUUUAUUAAAUUUAUUUAUGAACAUUAAUCUUUUAGUUGCAGUUGGUAUUUUAACUGCUAUUGCUUAUUUCUUAUUCGUCGUUCAAUCUGGAAGUAAAAAAGUAGGCUCCUUUGUUGUUACUCCAAUCAUUCAAAUGGUUAUUUUUGGUGUUAUCUCAGUUAUUGUCAUCUACAAAAUUAGUGGUUUAACUUUAUUAUAUUCAAUUUUAUUUGCAUUAGUUUUCGUUUUAGCUCAUGGUGCCUUCAGAAUGAGAAACCUCAAAAAUAAAGCCUCCAACUUUGUUAAUGGUAUCAAAAGUGAAAUAAAAGGUGAAUUCAAUUAAAAAUUCAAAAUCCAAAAAUCAAAAUUCAAAAUAUUGACAAUCAUAAACAACAAUAAUAAUAAAACAAAUCAAAAAAAAAAAAAAAAAAAAAUCAAUAUUUUAGCACUUGUAUUAAAUAACCUUCAUUAUCCAACUUAUAUAUAUUCUAUUUUUCAUUUAUCCAUUCUAUAUACAUAUAUUUUUAAUAGUAAAUAAAUAAUUUAUUUGUAUUAUAUCAUCAAAAAAUUUCC